AUAAAUUUGGACUUGUACAAAUAUAUGGUGGUGGCGUGGAAAUCCAGAUCGGAGACUAUGGAAGAGGCGAUUAAUUGAACACUGAUGCUUUAAAGGGGAACUACGAACUUCUCAAAAGCCACACCGAAUCAAAGGCGCCAUUAGCGCACCUUAAUUUCCGUUUUUGCAUUCAACAUAUCGUUUUUACUCCUCCCACUCACAGUCAGAGUUACACGUCUCUCUAGCUUUCUUUUUUCACUCUCUCUCACAUGGUUUCUUUUGCGGUCAGAUUCCAUAUGAGCUGGUCCAAAUCUAAGGGGGCAUUUUAUCAAACACUGGUUCUUCACUCUCUCGGAUGAACCUCCGACUCAACCGCCGCCAUGGACGGCCCUUCUCCAAUGCUUCUUUCCACUCUCGUCCUCGUCUUCUCUCUUGCAGCACCUGCAAUGGUCCUCAGUGCCACCGACCCAAACGAUGUCAAAAUCCUCAACGAUUUCAGAAAUGGGUUGGAUAACCCGGAGCUGCUUCCAUGGCCUAAAAAUGGUGGAGACCCAUGUGGAACCCCUCUUUGGAAUUACAUAUACUGUGAUGGAAACAGAGUUUCCCAGAUUCAAGCUAAGAACUUGAACCUCAGUGGUCCCUUACCGCAGAACCUGAACCAGCUCACCAUGCUCUUCAACUUGGGCCUUCAGAACAACAAGCUCAACGGUCCCUUGCCAUCGUUCAGUGGGUUGUCUAAGCUGAAAUAUGCUUAUUUGGACAACAACAACUUCGAUUCCAUCCCUUCAGAUUUCUUCGACGGGCUCGAGAGUUUGGAAGUUCUGGCUUUGGAUCGCAACAACCUCAAUGCUAGCACUGGUGGGUGGCAAUUCCCUUCUUCGUUGCAGGGUUCCACGCAGUUGACCAAUCUUACUUGCGCGAGUUGUAACUUGGCCGGUCCCUUGCCGGAUUUUCUCGGGAAGAUGAACUCUUUGUCGUUUUUGAUACUUUCCGGCAACAAUUUGACCGGAGAGAUCCCGGCGAGUCUAAACGGCACCGCUUUGCAGCUUCUAUGGUUGAAUAACCAGCAGGGUAAGGGUCUUACUGGGACUAUUGACUUGGUGGCCACCAUGGUUUCGCUCUCGAGUUUGUGGCUUCAUGGGAACAGUUUCACUGGGUCCAUUCCGGAGAACAUUGGGGACUUGACUUCUCUGAAGGAUCUCAACCUCAAUAGCAACCAGCUUGUUGGGCUAAUCCCUGAUGCCUUAGGUAAAAUGCAACUGGACAAUCUGGAUUUGAGCAAUAACCAUUUGAUGGGUCCGAUCCCAAAUUUUAAAGCGUCUAAAGUAUCUGAUGAUUCCAAUGAUUUUUGUCAAAGCAAACCCGGGGUUCCCUGCGCCUUUGAAGUCAUGGCGCUUUUGGGAUUUCUUGAUGGGUUGAAUUAUCCUUCAAAUCUUGUUAAUUCCUGGACUCUUAAUAACCCUUGCGAGGGGAAUUGGUUGGGAAUUAAGUGCAAUGCCAAUGGAAAGGUGUCUAUGAUUAAUUUGCCAAACUUUAAUCUUACUGGUACUCUAAGUCCUUCUGUUGCAAAUUUAGGUUCUCUUGUUGAAAUUCGAUUGGAGGGUAACAAUCUCAGUGGUGUAGUACCUAGUAACUGGACUAGCUUGACAUCUCUGACAUUGUUGGAUCUGAGUGGCAAUAACAUUUCCCCUCCGCUGCCAAAGUUCACUAAUAAUGGCUUGAAAAUUAUGACUGAGGGGAAUCCUUUGUUAAAUGGUAGCCCGGAAGCUCCUUCCUCAGGGAACAAGAGUCCACCAUCUGGAUCUGGGAAGGCUGAACCUACACCAGGAAACUCAAAUUCAAGUUCAAAUAAUUCUCAUGAAACAACAAAAUCCAAAACGAAAAGCUUGGUUUCAAUUGUAGCCCCCAUUGCGGGUGUGGCUGCUGCAGCUUUUCUUCUCAUUCCACUUUAUGUAUAUUAUUUCAGGAGGAGAAAGGAUGGUGAUUCACUAGUAAUUCACCCUAGAGAUCCAUCUGAUUCAGACAAUACUGUAAAGAUUACGGUUGCUAACAAUACCAAUGGAAGCAUUUCCACUGUAACAGGGAGUGUGUCUGGGAGUAGAAACAGCAGUGGAAUUGGGGAUUCUCAUGUCCUUGAAGCUGGAAAUCUUGUGAUAUCAGUUCAGGUUCUAAGAAAUGUGACCAAGAAUUUUGCCCCCGAGAAUGAGCUAGGCCGUGGUGGAUUCGGCGUUGUUUAUAAGGGAGAAUUGGAUGAUGGAACAAAAAUUGCAGUAAAACGAAUGGAAGCAGGUGUGAUUAGUAACAAAGCCUUAGACGAAUUCCAGGCUGAAAUUGCAGUUCUAUCAAAAGUCCGACACAGGCAUCUAGUGUCUCUUUUGGGUUAUUCCGUCCAAGGCAAUGAGAGAAUUCUAGUUUAUGAGUAUAUGCCACAAGGAGCUCUUAGUAAGCAUCUUUUCCAUUGGAAGAGCUCAAAAAUGGAGCCCCUGUCUUGGAAGAGGAGGCUCAAUAUUGCCUUGGAUGUUGCUAGAGGAAUGGAGUAUCUUCAUUCUCUGGCUCACCAGAGCUUCAUUCACAGAGAUCUUAAGUCGUCAAAUAUUUUGCUCGCUGAUGAUUUUAGAGCAAAAGUAUCAGAUUUUGGAUUGGUAAAACUUGCUCCUGAAGGCGAAAAAUCUGUAGUGACCCGGCUUGCUGGGACUUUUGGAUACUUGGCGCCAGAAUAUGCAGUUACAGGAAAAAUCACAACCAAAGCAGAUGUUUUCAGUUUUGGGGUUGUGCUAAUGGAGCUGUUGACUGGAUUAAUGGCACUUGAUGAGGAUAGACCUGAGGAAAGCCAAUACUUGGCAGCAUGGUUCUGGCAUAUAAAAUCAGAUAAGAAGAAACUAAUGGCUGCAAUUGACCCAGCCCUUGACAUAAACGAAGAAACGUUUGAGAGCAUCUCCGUCAUUGCUGAGCUAGCUGGGCACUGCACUGCCAGAGAACCAACCCAACGGCCUGAUAUGGGUCAUGCUGUGAAUGUUCUGUCACCACUUGUUGAAAAAUGGAAACCAUUUGAUGAUGACAUUGAGGAGUAUUCUGGCAUCGAUUAUAGCCUUCCCCUUACCCAGAUGGUGAAGGGCUGGCAGGAGGCAGAAGGAAAGGACUUGAGUUAUAUGGACUUAGAAGACAGUAAGAGUAGUAUCCCUGCAAGGCCUACUGGAUUUGCAGAUUCUUUUACUUCUGCUGAUGGCCGGUGAAACAAAUGGUUUGUUGCUUUUGUUGAAUGUACCUUCUUUUUUCCUUUCUCCUUUUAAUUUUAAAUAGAUGUAGAUAGCAGGCUCUUUUAUAUCUGUCUAAAAAUGCCUUGGCAAAAUGUUUGGUACGAGUGUUGUAAUAGUGGUCGAGCAAGAGAUUUCAUAUGCACCUAUGUAUGCUUUUUAUUUUCUAUGAUGACAUUUAAGUGUUAAUGGUUGUAGAUAGUACUGAGCCACACGAUCAAUGAGAAUGCUGGUCAUU
Messenger RNA from Gastrolobium bilobum, 3471 nucleotides. Its product is annotated as receptor protein kinase TMK1-like. The transcript is spliced from 2 exons. Gene Ontology annotation, biological process: protein phosphorylation. Bases 360 to 3212 code for a protein of 950 amino acids. Gene Ontology annotation, molecular function: protein kinase activity; ATP binding; protein binding. The record is from RefSeq and is a predicted model, not a curated record. NCBI's taxonomy places the organism in Eukaryota, Viridiplantae, Streptophyta, Magnoliopsida, Fabales, Fabaceae.